Messenger RNA from Desarmillaria tabescens, 639 nucleotides. RefSeq lists its product as uncharacterized. Lineage: Eukaryota; Fungi; Basidiomycota; Agaricomycetes; Agaricales; Physalacriaceae. The record is from RefSeq and is a predicted model, not a curated record. Bases 159 to 614 code for a protein of 151 amino acids. The transcript has 2 exons.
CUCAAGGUCGGCAAAUGCCGCCGUUUCUUUCAAACUGGGCCAGCAUGCCUUUGCCACUUGGCUUUGUUCUCUCUAAUAGUGUUCAAACAAAAGGAGGGUGUCCAUAUAAACCAGCGAACAUGCAUUGCAAUGCUUAACCUUUCCUCUUUACCAUUCUCAUGCUUCCUCACUUCGGAGAAUACGUCGUUCUCAAACUCGAUCUUGUGGCUUCCCUCAAGUCGUUGAACGAUCCUGAGGUAUCGAAGGCCUGCAGAAAAUUGCAGAGCAAGACUUAUGUUGCCUGUGUCAUCAAUCUCUUCUCUUUUCCCUUGCCUGGUGCCGAAUACGUAUCCGUUACAGCGACUCUAGUUUCCAAAGGUCUUCCUAGCAGUGAUCCUGGACGCUCUAUAACGUCUGACAUAUCGGUGCCAAUAUUUCCAAGCACCCGCCAUCCACUUUCGCGACCACCGAUGAAACCUUCCAAUCCUCUUCCUUGGUCGGACUGUUACCACCCAACACAGGCAACAAUAAAAUGUCGUAUUCAGAACGACACCAACAUCGGGGAUCCAUGGCCAGAACCGAAAUACAAAUUGGACGUUGCUGCUGAUUCGCCUUCGCCUUGCUCAGUAUUUUAGCGAGGAUACCGACCGUAGGGACGUG